UUGCUUUCCACACUGAUGCGUUGAAGGUUAUGCACGUGCUGUUCUGUGUUCUGUGGGUCAGUCCAGCUCCAUCAUGAUGCAAUACCUUUAAAUUCUGAAUAGAUCUCUGGUCCAUUUACAGAGCUUAUUGCACAUUGUUUUAGUGUCGAGAGUUUAAUAACAAAACAGUCACCUUUGGUAUUUUCCUUUUGCGAGCAAGGGUGGGGCAGAUUACAUAUUUUGCAUAUCACGUGACGACGUAUUAACAAAUCACCAAGUGCCUUCUCUUUACUCUUCAGGAGUCGCUAAAAGGCUUUCAAGACGCGUUUGAGUAACGGCUACAUGGAAAUGUGUGAGCGGAAUUCUCUAAAUCCCGGCUAUGUUGGUUCCCUCUUAAAUUUCGCUCCCCCUGAGUCGCUGUAUUUCACCAACUUGCGCGGGAAUGGAACCCACAUCCCGGCGCUGCAUCAGCUGCAGUACAACAGAAGAGAUGUGUGCACGCUCCCGUGGACUCCCUCGAGUUCGUGUUCUGGACCUGCAGUCCCACCAGCACAGAGCCGCGCCUUUGAAGGUUACUGUCCGCCUUUUCUGUCCAGCGCUUUGUCCGCAAACGCCGGGUCCUCCAAGACGCAUGUGGAUGAGUGCGCGGCGCGAUGCUUUCGUGACCUCAAAACUGAAGAGGCUGGCGUGCACGAGGAACUUUACAUCUCGGAGCACGGCGUGCGUGCGUACUCGGAUCUGGACAGCGGGCACAGGUCUGCGGGACAACCUGAUCCGGAUUCGGAAUCUCCACAUGAUGUGAACGGAACCAAGCAGGAGCAGGACCCUCCAUCCUCACAUGACGCAUGCUCCAGGACCACUUUUGGGCAAGGAACCCCGUGGUGCUCAUCACAAGUGAGGUCUCGAAAGAAGAGGAAGCCUUACUCCAAGCCCCAGUUGGCUGAACUUGAGAAUGAAUUUCUCAUGAAUGAAUUCAUCAACCGACAGAAACGAAAAGAACUGUCGGACAAACUUGACCUGAGCGACCAGCAGGUGAAAAUCUGGUUUCAGAAUCGCAGGAUGAAGAAGAAACGGCUGAUGAUGCGAGAGCAGGCUUUCUCUGCUUACUGCUGACCUUUGGACUUGAUCCUGACUUCAGCUGACUGUACGACCAGCGUGGAUCCAUCCUCUCACCCAAAGCUUCAGAAAACUUAUCAAGCUCUUUUUUUACAUACAUUGUAAGAGCAGCAGUGAUUCCUUUUGGAGGAAGGGCCUUUGAGAGACGCAGAGCAGCGUUUAUGACCCGGAGGUGCAGGGAUGCAAAGCGCAUGAUUGUCACAUGAUAGAUUACAUGUACAUAUUUUCCACACUCCCGACUUUGGUUUGCAUCAGCACUUUCAUUGGUUAUGAUUAGUUACAUGUUUCCAAGUUUAAAAAAAUCUCUUGAAAUGUGUGUCAUAAAUCAGAAUGCGUUUUUUUUUCAAUCAUAAAAAACCCUCCCCGUUUUUUUAUUUUUAUUAUUAUUAUUUUUAAGUUGGAGAUGGAUUUGAAUUUCAGAUAAAAAGGCAUUCAAAGCUCAUAGCUCAAAUGUAAAGAUACUGGUGGAAUAGAAUGUCACUGUUAUAAUUUAGUGUUUUUUUUAAAUUAAAGCUCCAACAUGACGGCCGAUUUUAACGGGAUUGUGGAAUCAGUAUGUUGUUACAUUUUUGCUGCUUGUGUGAAAGUGGAAUCUCAUGCUCACAGAUAAAUCAAAUCUUUUUAAAAGUUAUUGUAAGAAUAUAAGAUGUUUGCAUGUUUAUUAAAUGUUCUUAUGAAAUUUACUUGUCUGAUUGUGUUGCAGUUAAACUAAUUUGCAUUGUUGGGUUACUGUCGAGUCUUUUUACGGUUCUGACAUGACUGCCCUACCUGCAACCAGUAAAAUAAGUGAAUGUGAAAACUGAUUGUGUUCGUUUUGUUGCAAAGAAGGCGUGUGUUAUUACAUUUUACUGCAACAAAAAGUCCUAAAAAAUCGCCAAAUUCAAAAUCAGCUUUUUGUGAUAAGACACGAAAACCUGGUUAAGCUUGGAUUCCGCCGAUUUGAAAAGGAUAAAUAUGUAUUAAAAGCAUUGUGUUGUUGGAAAAAUUGUGUAAACGGACGAAAAGGUUUGUGUCUGAAACGUGUUGCAAGUUUGGAAAGGUUGCGUUCGGCAAAUAAAGAGGCUUUUAAAGCGACUUGACCUCUUUGAUUUCACGAGUUGCGCAAUUUAGAGAACAAAUCCCAGCUGAUCUAAAAACAAUCUUAAAUAUGGGGGGAUUAAAAAAGUUUUAAUAAGAGGUUUUUUGGGGGAAAUUGUUGGUUAUUAAACCUUUUACGAAAUAGACAACGCGUUAACGCACCCACACCAGCGGUAUAUAGAUGUUUUUCAUUUCUUUAACGCAGAUAGUUUAGUCAUAUUUCUCUCAUGAAUAAUCAUUUUUUUCAGUUCAGUAUGAAACUCCCUCAUCCAUCUGUUAUUUAUCUGCGCAAUUCUUCCUCACCGUGUGUGCCACAACAGCAGCCUUCACCCUCAGUAGGAAGUUCCUGUAACCGCAACCAAACGUGUCUGCUGUCAUUUCAGAAGACAUAUAUUUCUCCAAUUUCUCCGAUAGGCUCAGCUAACCCUUUACUGGGAAAAAAAAAAGUUUGCUUUUUUAAUUGUGAAUCUGAUUCCACCUGUCUUGCUUGGAUAUAUUUCCUGUGCUCAGUUUCACAAACUGCAGGUUAAGAAAAAAACAAGAAUAGAUUAGAGCUAAAAAAAAAAA
Messenger RNA from Oryzias latipes (Japanese medaka), 2739 nucleotides. RefSeq names its product homeobox D12a (gene hoxd12a). Lineage: Eukaryota; Metazoa; Chordata; Actinopteri; Beloniformes; Adrianichthyidae. Gene Ontology annotation, molecular function: DNA-binding transcription factor activity, RNA polymerase II-specific; sequence-specific double-stranded DNA binding. Gene Ontology annotation, biological process: regulation of DNA-templated transcription. The record is from RefSeq and is a predicted model, not a curated record.